AUGGCUUCACAUGCAAUCAGUUCCUGGGAACGCAUAGGUUUGAAAGAGACGGAUCGAGGAGAAUAUCUCAAUGCUGUGCAGAGAAGGUACAAAAGGUACGAGGUAGAAGAGUUCGAACACCAGGGGUACUGCAGCUUCACAUUACUCUUAUCUCAUCAAAGUGAAGGUUGUGCAGAUGACAACGGAGUUCGGAGCAGCAACCAUGUUCGCGCCUCUAAUGUGGCCGAGCAGCUUCUUGUUCAGCUUCGCCCGGCGCAACACGCUCUUGAUCUCCAAGUAGCUCGGGAGGCAAGCAGAAUAUACUCAUAUCUUGCUCCUAAGGUUCGAGCGCUGGAUUUUGGCCUGUCAGGAGGUCUUCGCGCAUACGAGAUGAACAGGAUUGAAGGCAUACCGAUGUCGUGCCUUCAACCUCGUGAGGAUUCAACUACGGUUGAUACACAAAAGAAGCAAGAGACACUCAUCGCAAGCUUCGCUAGUGUAGUCGCGCGAGGCUGGCCAGGUGUUGUUGGCAAGAAGCGAAGAGACAGCGUCCUACGAGCCGAUUCACUUCCCAACGAGGAGCAGACGAUGCUGGCCCAAUGCACAGGCAAGGUUGGAUCGUGUGUAAUUCGCAAACUUGGAAGACUCGCCCAAGAUCUCCCGGAUAUCUGGCUCAGAGGAAGAGCCCAAUCAACAAUAGAUAGACUUUGCAUGGUGGAUGAACACCCUGUUGUACUGAACCACGGAGACCUCAUACCAUCCAAUAUCCUUGUCGACAAGGAGACAUGGGAAAUCACAGGGCUUGUCGACUGGGCAGAAGCUGAGUUUCUGCCCUUCGGGACAUGUCUCUAUGGGCUUGAACACCUCCUUGGCUUCUCCCAGUCAGCAUCACAGAAGUCUGGUCGGUCAACCUUUACCUACUACGAAAACGCUCCGAAGCUUCGUGAGUAUUUUUGGACCUGUCUGUUCCGACUUGUACCAGAAAUUACAAAGAGACAGAAGGAUACGUGGCUGAUGAGAGAUGUCGGAGUGCUGCUAUGGUAUGGCUACGCGUGGGACGAAGGCGCGAUCGAUCGCGUUGUAGAUGAAGCGAACGAUUGCGAAGAGUUGAUGAAGCUUCGAGCGUUUCUGAGCAUCCAAUAA
This is a messenger RNA of Ascochyta rabiei, 1122 nucleotides long. RefSeq lists its product as uncharacterized. The transcript has a single exon. The coding region runs from base 1 to 1122 and encodes 373 amino acids. The record is from RefSeq and is a predicted model, not a curated record. Lineage: Eukaryota; Fungi; Ascomycota; Dothideomycetes; Pleosporales; Didymellaceae.